AUGGCCGCCAAUCAAGAUGAUCAAGAGUACGAAAUAGAGCGCUUCAUCCGCCACCGAGUCAACAGAAAUAAAAAGACAUUUCAGUUUCUCGUCAAGUGGAAAGGCUACGACGAACCAACAUGGGAACCCGAGGCUCUCCUGCAAGAAACCGCCAGCGAAACAGUGUAUCGGUACUGGCGCCAAUACGGUGGCCGUGGUCAUGCUACGUAUCUACGACACUACCACGUUUUCAAGGUUCUUGCUAGAGUCUUGAAGAAGGGCAAAUGGUAUUACCACUGCCAGUGGGUGGGAUACUCGGACACGCGUCAGGAUACAACCUUGGAGCCUCCAAAAAAGGUAAUGAGGAUUGCCAAGGAUGUGCUUGCUGAGUUUGAGGCUAGUCGAGCAGCUGGUGAACAGAACAAUCCGGCGGCGAACCCUUAG
Molecule: messenger RNA, 423 nt
Organism: Fusarium proliferatum ET1
Lineage: Eukaryota; Fungi; Ascomycota; Sordariomycetes; Hypocreales; Nectriaceae
Exons: 1
Coding region: 1-423 (140 amino acids)
Biological process (GO): negative regulation of transcription by RNA polymerase II; chromatin organization
Cellular component (GO): pericentric heterochromatin
Molecular function (GO): chromatin binding
Source: RefSeq, a predicted model, not a curated record